Messenger RNA from Ctenocephalides felis (cat flea), 2968 nucleotides. RefSeq names its product F-box only protein 28-like. Gene Ontology annotation, biological process: positive regulation of DNA-templated transcription. Bases 297 to 1964 code for a protein of 555 amino acids. The transcript has 6 exons. Gene Ontology annotation, cellular component: nucleus. NCBI's taxonomy places the organism in Eukaryota, Metazoa, Arthropoda, Insecta, Siphonaptera, Pulicidae. The record is from RefSeq and is a predicted model, not a curated record. Gene Ontology annotation, molecular function: protein binding; transcription coactivator activity.
GUACUCCACUGUCGACUCUCCACUCCAGACCACAGACCUUUUGACAAGAUUGCGCCUUUCAUUCUAUCGAGGUCUCGUUCUAGCGCUGCCAAACGGAGAAGCUUCACAAAACACUUCUCUUCAAUUCAUCAAAUAAUACAUAUUUAAGUCAACAUAUUUAUUAUAUUUUAUGUUCAGUGCAAGUAAAUAACAUCAAAUGUUCUAAUUAACGUUCCAAAAGUGUUUCACAUCCAUUAAAUAAGCCUGAAGAAACUAGUAAAAAUUGCUCCCGAUCGGUGCAAUCAGCUUUCACAAAAAUGGUCUCCACAAGGCAGAUGACAAAUGUAGGGGGCUCCAGUCCAAGUUCGGAUGAAGCUGAAACCGGGACCAGACCCCCGCGACAUAAUUCUGUUAUAACAAUUGUUUCAAGUUCUUUGAUACAAAAUUCUGCAGCAGGUCCCUCUAAUGCAAUUUCUACAGUGUCAGCACCUCCUCCUCGAACAAUUAAUUUGCUUGAUUUGCCACAGGAGGUUAUUGAGAAAAUUCUUUCCUAUGUUGGAUAUAAGAAAGUUUCUCAAAUGCGUAUGGUGUGCCGUCAGAUGAACACGACAUGCUCCGCAAUCUUGAACUCUACAUUUUCUCGUCUUCAAACUCAAAUGCUUGUUAGAUUCCAAUCAAUCAAAUCUAAAAUGCCACGCAGAGAAUCUGCAAGGCGCAAUCAUCCUCUCGCUUGUGAAAGCGAUAUCAUUGAAACGCUUCAUAUGCGAUUGACAUUGCUUCAAAUGACUUUUGGUAAACAUAUAGAACGUAGACAUUGCUGCUUCUUUCCAGGAGAGAUUCUGGAUGAGGUGUACAGGAUAUUGCACUACAUUCGUGUAACUCAGAAGCUUGCACGUCCUUACAAAGUAACUGAUGAAUUAUUUGAUCUGAGCACUAUGGCCAUGGAGUAUUUUAAAGAGCGAAUUGAGCCUGCCCUGCCAGAAAUAGCAUAUUUUGGAACAGAUUUUCUGGAUUUCACAGGUACAUUUACAGGUGGAUCAGUUAGCAAUUCCUAUCUCUGUCUGUCUUCUGAGCAAUCACCUGUGCAUUCUCAUGAUUCGUCACCACCGCAUGAUGGGUGCGCUUCAAAACAGGGUUCUCCUUGUUCGCCGGACCCCCACGAUCCGCGGGAAAUGGUGGAUCAGAGGGCUAGUUCGGGUUCUAGGCGUACUCUUCCACGUACUAAUAUGGUGCUGAGAAACCGUAUACACAAGAUUAAACAGGGGAUGAAAAGAUACAACAGUCAACUAACCCUAUUGCGCAAUGAGUUACGCAGCUGUAAACGAAAAACGGCUGAACAACAGCGUCAGAUAUCAGAACAGCAAAAGCAACUUGCUGAGCAACAAAAACAGACACUUGAAUACGCAACACGGCUUGAUGAAAAUGAUAAGAAAAAUGAAGAGACGUCGCGGAAAUUUUCUACUCUGCUGCAGGAGCUUAACAAAUGCAAAACUGAACUUCAAUAUUGGAAAUCGAAUAGCCCGGCUAAUCCACCAUUCUGUAAAACCUGUGGAACAAAUGUAUUAUUGAACUCGGAUGAGUUGAAAGCUCUUGUAAACCAAGGUGUAAAGCCUGAGGAUGUAGGUUUAGAUUUCAGUCGUGAUUCUAAUGAUUCAGUGUUUGAAAACACCUCUAAAUUGCCAGAAGAAAAUUUAGAGGAAGAUAAACAGAAGGAGGUGAUUUUAAAUACAAUAGAACAUUUGCCAAGUAGUGCUGCAGAAACAAAAACAUUGAAAUCGGUUGAAGCUAAAGUUGAAGACCAAGAUAUUGACUGUUCAAUUUCCAGUAGUAGCAAAGCCACUGAUGCUGUCGUUACAAAUUCACCCAAGGCUUCUAAAAGAAAAAUCGAAGAGGCGUCCGCUGGCUCUCUGGGAGAAGGUGCUUUAGCAAAGAAAUCACGAAGGAGCUUGAAGUCGCGUUGUGUUAAGGUCAGAACAGGAAAAUAAGCUAGUAUUAAUGUUGAGAUUAACUUGAAUAUUAUUUUUUUAUCUCAUGAAUUAAGACCAGUGACUAAUAGAAUUUCUAACAUUAACUUAAAUUUUAUUAAUAAACUAUAUGUAGGAAUGAAUAACGAAUGUGUGCUUGAUGUAUCUGCAACGAAAGAAUGGGAAUAUUAUAAUGUUAUAUCAAAGCACAGAGACAGAAAUCAUUACAUUUUAUCAUAACAUCUGGUAUAUUAUUCUGUUUCUUUUAUUUAUGUGAUAUGCAAGAAUAUUGUCAUAAAAAUGAUAUAAAUAUCAAAAAAGAAUAUAGUUUUGGAAAUGACUGUUUUCACUCAAAUUAUAAAACUAAAAAAAACAUAUGUAUUAUAUGAAUAUUACAAAAUUUAACAAUUUUAUAUAUAUUUAUAAGUAUGACUACAAAAACUAAUUAAGCUUAAAAUUGCAAUAUAGAUCAGGUCGUACGCUAAAGAGUACUCAUUAAUAUAAUUUUGAUUAUCACUUUAAUUUUAUAAAGUUUCAUGUACAUAAAUGUGUGUUAUAACCCAAACUACAAAGUACAUACAAAUUUAGAAAUUAGAUAUUAAGUACAAGAAAAUCUAGUUAUAAUAUUAUCAGAGUUUAGUUUGAAUAUUAUUGUCAAAGUUUCAUGCAUUUUUUUCCUCUGUUUAUUAUAAUAUACAAAAUUGAAUGAGUAAACAAGGAGGAACGCAUGGAUCUCAAGGCGGUUGCUAUAUUUUACAAGUACUAAUUAGCUAAUUUAAAAAAGGAUUUAAAUUUAUUUUAUAUUUAGUUAUCCUGCCAUUAUUAUAUCAGAUGGAUAUCAGGAAGCCCAGUGUUUCUUUAAUUGUAUAUAUAAUAUGUUGAAAUAUGCUUAAUGCUAAAAAUUUAUAUUACCUACUCUCUUACACGACUUUUGUAUCUACCUAUAUUGAUAUGUUAUGAAUAAUCAGGACUGUUGUUCACGGUUGUUGAUUUUAUAAUUGUCAAUGUUUUACCUUUUUUGUAAC